AUGGUACAUCGCGAUGCUGAAAUCGUUAGUAAGACUUUGCAUAACUUUAAGACGAAAAUAGGCAAUGAGUAUUCAACUAAAGAUGUACUUAAAGUGUGGGAUUGCAUUUCCAAAUGGAUUGAACAUAAUAUAAGCCAAGACAAAGGAAUGUUAAUAAAAGGAAUCGGUUAUUUUACUGUGGCUCGAUGGGAGUUAAAUGAAAGCAAAGUACAUCCAAAUACCAUCAGAAAGCCGGUUUUUGUGAUUGAUGAAAAACUAGCGAAAGAUUUCAAUUUAAAAAGAACAAGACCGUAUAAUUCAGCAACUAUACCAGAACGCUAUUUAAAUGUUAUAGCGAUAGCCCAGAAUUAUCAAUUAAAUAUCGAUAUGGUCACUCAUUGUUUCAAAGAAGUUGUUGCAGCGUUUAGAAAGUUACUGUUUGAAGAAAAAAAUUGUGAACUUCCUUUCCCAAAAAUUGGUAAGCUGCAAAUAAAAAACAAAAUGGUAAAAAUGAAGUAUUAUCAAGAGUUUUUAGAUCGACAAAACCAGCAUUUAAAGAAUCGCAUAAUAGAAGAUAAAAAUAAAAAUCAAGCCAUCAACUAUAACCCUGAUUGGGAUGCUGAUCAAUAUGAAAGCCGAAAACGUCCGUGCUCCGCAAUGUCAACCAUCUCUCGUCCGGCGUCUUCGUUGUCACAGUACAGACCAGCGACCGGGUACGAAGGCGUAUUGCCCAAUAACGACUGCACAACGGACAGACCAAGUUCUAGACUGUCUGUACAUUCCACUAACUCUAACUGCAACGACGACAUCGAUGCAAGCAUGAUGUGCAGACCUGGCUCAAGACAGUCGGUUUGUUCUUACAGUUCACACAAACAGACUAGACCCCACUCUCGUCCAACGUCUUCGUCGUCACUGCAGAAACCAGAGACCGAGUGCGAAGGAGUGUUGUCCAACACCGACGGCACAACCAACAGGCCCAACUCUAGACUGUCUGUACAUCCCAACGACGACUUUAUCUGCAGACCCGAAUCAAGGCUGUCUGUCGGUUCCAACACUUCACACGGACAAACCAGACCCGGGUCCAGAUCAUCUCUACAGUCCCAUAAACAGACGACUAGUAGACCCUGUUCGAGGACGUCUGUCCAGUCAACCAAAUUCGAAAGACCUGUAUCCAGGUCUAGGGUCAUGUCCUGUGAUGAGAUUCAACAGACUACAACGAGGUCAAGAACUUCAAAACAAAAUCGUCCGUCUUCUAGAACAUCAGUGCGACCGGUGAGAUCUAACUGCAGCAUGCUGUCGAACCACGAGAAAUUUUCUUCCUCUGCGCCCCCAGCUAAAUUAGUUACAGAAUGCACUGAUUAUGUAAAACCAGAAUUGGUAACACCGACCGUUCGACCGUGCUCAAACUUGUCGACGCCAAGACUUAAAGAAGACAAUCAUGGUGUUGACGAAAAAAACACACUAAUAUUUGGACCCGAUAGAGAUGAAACCCUCUGUCAGUCGUGUAAUCUUAGAGAAUAUCGUUUAAGACAAAUCGAUAAUAUAUAUUAUACAUCUGAUUCAUGUCCAGCGGAUAAUAGAGAUAACUUUAUGACAGGAGAUAAUUCAAUAAAUGAAAUUUCGAGCAAAGAAAAUUUAAACAAACGUAAAGAUCGACUAAUGAAAAUAUCUGACUAUAACUAUAAAACUGCAAAAGAAUUGUCCAAUGCAAUUAAGAACGAAAAAAAGAAAAAUCGAGAAGAAAAAUUAUUGACAUCUGUUUGA
Macrosiphum euphorbiae (potato aphid) is the source of this 1743-nucleotide messenger RNA. The record is from the annotation of a GenBank genome assembly. NCBI's taxonomy places the organism in Eukaryota, Metazoa, Arthropoda, Insecta, Hemiptera, Aphididae.